AUGCCGGAUCCGCUGUGCGCGUUUGUCGGUCAGGGCGCGGCGCUGACCGCGGCGGCCUGGGCCGCGGCGGCGGCGAACGCCGACGGCGGCGGACCAUUCCAGCGGCUCGGCGAGGGCCGGGGCGCGGCGUUGCGGGAGGCGUGGACGGUGGAGGCGGUGCGCACCGUGCCCGCGGAAAGGCGGGCGGCGGCGGGCGACGCCGACGAGCUGUUCACGUACGCCCGUCCGCCCACGAAGAGGGAGAGGCUCGAGAAGGGCGAGCGGCGCGCCGAGCAGCACCAGGGGUGGGCCGAUGCGCCGAAGGAGAAGAGGCGGAGGGCGGCGGAGGAGCAGACGGCGGCGCAGGCGGCGCUGCUGGGGCCGCUCGCGGCCGCGGACACCACGGCGUCGCUGGGAGGCGCGCUGAUGCGGAGGCCGAGCGCCAUCGUGGCGGCGGCGAGCUUAUUCACAAUCUGCUCUGCGAUGGCCGUAUGUAGAAGAACGGCUGAAAUAACAAACAAAUAG
Molecule: messenger RNA, 504 nt
Organism: Emiliania huxleyi CCMP1516
Lineage: Eukaryota; Haptophyta; Isochrysidales; Noelaerhabdaceae
Exons: 2
Coding region: 1-504 (167 amino acids)
Source: RefSeq, a predicted model, not a curated record